AUGGCAAUCCUCAAGCCCGACUCAGAGUCCCCGUUGACACGAGCGGCCGCGAGCGAAGCCAAGCAGCACCAACUGGCUGCCGCUGGCUACAAGCACGUCGAGGGCUGCCCCGCGCCUCUGCCGCUCGAGCUGCCGCACUUUUCGCUGCGGGACCUGCGGGCCGCCGUCCCCGCGCACUGCUUUGAGCGCUCGUUCGCAACGUCCAUGUACUACCUCGUGAAGAACGUGCUCACGUGUGCCGCGCUCGCGUACGCAGCGACGUUUGUGGACCGCGCAGGCGCCGCAGCGUACGUCCUCUGGCCCGUCUACUGGUUCUUCCAAGGCAGUUACCUCACGGGCAUUUGGGUCCUGGCGCACGAGUGCGGCCACCAGUCGUUCUGCGCGAGCGAACCGGUGAACAAUGUCCUGGGCCUUGUGCUCCACUCGGCGCUCCUCGUGCCGUACCACAGCUGGCGCAUCUCGCACCGCAAGCACCACGCGAACACCGGCAGCUGCGAGAACGACGAGGUGUUUGUCCCGGCCACGCGCUCGGCCGUCACGGGCUCGUGGAACCAGGUGCUGGAAGACUCGCCGCUGUACCAGCUCUACCGGAUCGCGUCCAUGCUCGUCGUGGGGUGGAUGCCGGGGUACCUCUUUUUCAAUGCCACAGGGCCGGCAAAGUACGAGGGCAAAGCGCGGAGCCACUUUAACCCCUUCUCGGCUCUCUACGCGGACCGCGAGCGGUGGAUGAUCGUGCUCAGUGACGUGGGCCUCGUGCUCGCGCUCGCGGGCCUGGCGGCCUUAGUGCACGCGCUGUCGCUCGUUGCAAUGGUCAAGCUCUACUUUGUGCCCUACGUGGUCGUCAACGCCUACCUCGUGCUCAUCACGUUCCUCCAGCACACGGACACGUACAUUCCGCACUUUCGCGAGGGCGAGUGGAACUGGCUGCGCGGGGCCAUGUGCACGGUCGACCGCUCCUUUGGUCCGUACUUGGACUCGGUGGUGCACCACAUUGUGGACACGCACGUGUGCCACCACGUGUUUUCCAAGAUGCCGUUCUACCACUGCGAAGAGGCCACGAACGCCAUGAAGCCCGUGCUGGGCAAGUUCUACCUGAAAGACACGACGCCUGCUCCGCUGGCGGUGUGGCGGUCGUACAAACACUGCAAGUUUGUCGAGGACGACGGCGAGAUUGUCUUUUACAAGAAUGAGUUGUAA
Messenger RNA from Hyaloperonospora brassicae, 1197 nucleotides. The record is from the annotation of a GenBank genome assembly. NCBI's taxonomy places the organism in Eukaryota, Oomycota, Peronosporomycetes, Peronosporales, Peronosporaceae.